AUUGUUUCAUUAUAACAAUCUCCAUAAUUUAAUACCCCUUCAUACUUUACGUGACAAUACGAUUAUACCCUUGAGAAGGCCAAAUGGAUCCGCUUUCUUGCUGGAGUGUUGGAGUUCCCAUUCGGUUGGCUACGGAGCUACGGAUGAAGAUGCACUGACGCUCGUCUUUCUUUUCUCGUUGAGAUUUGGGAAGCAGUUGCAUCCAAUUGCAAGCACAAAAAAGAAUCCUUUCCAUUCAUUAUUUUGGUUAUUUUCUUUUCUACAACUAUUCUUGACCAUGUCUCUCCCUGAUAUCGUUCCCCCAGGUGUUGUCACUGGCGACAACCUCCUUGCCCUUUUGACCCAUGCCAAGGACAAUGGAUAUGCCAUCCCUGCUUUCAACUGCACCAGUUCCUCCACUGCCAAUGCCGCCAUGGAAGCUGCUCGCAAGUUCAACUCCCCCGUCAUGAUCCAAGUGUCGAACGGAGGAGGUGCCUUUUACGCCGGCAAGGGAAUCAAAGACCCCAACAACUGUGCCGCUGGUGCCGUCGCCUUGGCGAUGCACGUUCGUACCAUGGCUCCUUACUAUGGAAUCCCCGUUGUCUUGCACUCGGAUCACUGUGCCAAGAAAUUGUUGCCCUGGUUCGAUGGCAUGAUUGCCGCUGACGAAGAAUAUUUCAAGCAAUACGGCGAGCCCUUGUACAGUUCUCACAUGUUGGAUCUUUCCGAAGAACCCGAUGAGGAUAACAUUGCCAUUUGUGCCCAAUACUUUGAACGAUUGGUCAAGAUGAAGAUCUGGCUGGAGAUGGAAAUUGGAAUCACUGGAGGAGAGGAAGAUGGUGUCAACAAUGAGGAUGUCGACCCCGAAAAACUCUACACCAGCCCCGAGCAAGUCUAUGCCGUCUACGAAAGACUCUCCAAAAUUGGAAACAUGUUCUCCAUUGCGGCUGCUUUUGGAAAUGUCCACGGUGUCUACAAGCCCGGUAAUGUCACUCUCCAGCCCGAACGUCUUGGAAAACACCAAGCGUACGCCAAGGAAAAGCUCGGUUCCGACUCGGACAAGCCCAUCUUUUUGGUCAUGCACGGAGGAUCCGGUUCCACCGACGACGAAAUCAAGACGGCCGUCGAAAAUGGUGUCGUCAAGAUGAACAUUGAUACCGACACCCAGUGGGCCUACUGGAACGGAUUGCGUGAAUUCGAAAAGGACAAGCACGAUUACUUGCAGGGACAAAUCGGUAACCCCACCGGCGCUGACAAGCCCAACAAGAAAUUCUACGAUCCACGUGUCUGGGUCCGCAAGGCAGAAGAGGCCAUGAUUGAACGUUGUGCGACUUCCAUGGAGAAACUGCUCUGCAAGGGCAAGUACGAAGCCAAGGUCCCCGAACCUGGUUCACUUCCUCUUUACGGAUUCAAGCCCAAGGCCACCGGUCCCGUCGGUAUGGUCAAGGAUGCUUUGGGUCUCUAAACAGACAGUUGGCAUCGAAUGGCAUUGCACUGACCGUUGUGUAGCGGUGCAGUGUUGUCUUGGCUUGGCUUGCUCUAACGACAAACAACAAGACUUGUUGGCGAAUUUUCUGUGGCUAUAUUACCUUUUUCAACAAGAAGGGAAUUGGAUCAAAAAUGCUGGAAGGAUUAUGCUCCGUCCCAGUGACUUUUUUCAUAUAUCGUAAUCAAUAAACAUAGUAGGAAGAAUCUGAUGAAUGGGCUGUAGUGUCGCGUUGCGUUCUGGUCUGUUUGUUGUUCCCGUUGUCCUCUCGCCUUUGGUUUCUCCGAGCUCUGGCUGCGGGGCUACUACGUAUGGAAGCUGGUUUUGGGAAACUGGAAUCUGGUGUUUUGCCUGCUCCCUGCCUUCUCCCUUGGGAACGCUGAAAAGGGUCAGGGUUUGGACGGCUCAUUAAGUGCCCACACGGAUGCUUCAUCGGUUGUCGCUUUGCUGCACGACUUUAUUCCUUCUGGAUUCAUCAUUGGCUGGCUAUGAAAGGCUGGAAUCCAGCAUCCCAUUCCACCUCUGUUGGAUGUAACGAGGACGCAAUAUGGCGAUUCAAAGUGCUUUGAUUUGAUUGCUUGCUGCUGGAGCAUCUCUUGCGAGAGUACUUCAAGGAAGGUCUGGUUCUUUACUCGCACUCUUUCAAUAGGGCGGUGAAUGCCAAGUUCCGGUGCGAUCAGCGCGGGAGGUAGCUACCUUGCCGGCUUCCGUAUUUUACCUUAUUAGCUUUAGCUUUGGAACUUCGAA
Seminavis robusta is the source of this 2212-nucleotide messenger RNA. NCBI's taxonomy places the organism in Eukaryota, Bacillariophyta, Bacillariophyceae, Naviculales, Naviculaceae. The record is from the annotation of a GenBank genome assembly.